Messenger RNA from Chaetomium strumarium, 711 nucleotides. RefSeq lists its product as uncharacterized. The record is from RefSeq and is a predicted model, not a curated record. Lineage: Eukaryota; Fungi; Ascomycota; Sordariomycetes; Sordariales; Chaetomiaceae. The transcript has 3 exons. The coding region runs from base 1 to 711 and encodes 236 amino acids.
AUGGCAUCGACACCGAAAGUAGAGAACCAGCAGCUCCCUAAGCAGGAGGAGGAUGCACAGCAAGCUGGGCCGUCCAACCAGUAUGAGCAAUCACAACACCACGCCACUGCCGACGACGAUGAUGGCGUGGAAAAUGAUCAGCAGCAUAUUGAAGCGGAAGACGGCCAGCAGAAUGAUCGGGUUGACCAGGACCGGCAGCCCGAUGGCGAGGAAGUGAAGCAAGUACCGCACGAGGAUGAUGCGGAAGAAGACGAGGAAGAAGACGACGCCGACGAAGCCUACCCGGCUCCUGCACGGCAACAGCAAGACAAGGAAGAAGAGGACAGCCCGGCACUGUCUCAGCCGCCCACUCCCAAGGACGACGAGAAACCACAACCGAAGUGGGCGCAAGAGCGCGCUCAGCAGAACCAGACCCAGGACAAACAGCUGGAGCGCCGCCGUCCUCGCCGCCGUCGCCAGCCCCGCUAUUACUCAGAUGAUGACGAGGAAGACGACCAAGACUACGACAACCAGCUUGCCCCUCGCCAGCAGCAACAGCAGCAGCAGGUGCAACAGCCACAGCAGGAUGGCGGCGGUGGCAAGAACCCGCUGAGGCUGAGGCUGGAUCUGAACCUAGAGGUCGAGAUCGAACUGAAGGCACAUAUCCACGGUGACCUGACACUAGCUCUACUGUACCGGUGUUUGCGAGGUGCAAACAGUCAUCCUCUCUGA